Messenger RNA from Strongylus vulgaris, 468 nucleotides. The record is from the annotation of a GenBank genome assembly. Lineage: Eukaryota; Metazoa; Nematoda; Chromadorea; Rhabditida; Strongylidae.
UCGUCAAAUCGUUCGAAUAUAAAUCUGGAAGCAUAUUUGAGACGAAUGUCUGAAGAUGUCUCGCCUGCGCUCAGAACUGAGAUGCCACACUUGAUAGCAAAUGAAGCGGCUGCGAAGUUUGCAGCUAGAGAACGAGCUGCUACAGCACCGAAGUCUAGUCCGAGGUCCGAGGGAUUGUCGGGAUUCCCAAGGAGGGUUGCACAGCAUGACGGGUCAGUAUUGGAUGCGCGAGGUGGCAGUGAGGCGCCAAGGCUAAUGGAGAGAUGUUUUGGUGAUGUUCGAUCGGCGGCAGUAGACCGGGGUAGUGAACCGGCCCUGAUGAAGACCGAUCAACCGGAUGUGGUGGCAUCGGCACGACAUUCCGUACGAGCACAAAGUGAAAUGCAUAAACUACGCGAACGCGAGAACUCGUCCCCACCUUUAGAAGAACUGGCAGCGGCAGCGAUGAAAGCCUCGCAGUUCGACUAA